AUGUCACUUCAAAUUGUCAACUUACCAGAGUUUAGUUAUAAGCCAAAUACACAUCGAUCAUUGGAUCUCGAAAACUUCUUCAAGGAGUUCGAAAUGAAGUAAUUUUUGGAAGAAUGCAAUUACUCCGAGUAAGAAUUGUACGUUGAAUGCAGAAAAAUGAAAUAAUUCCAACAGAAACGCAAAUUAAAACUCAACCAUUACAUCAAUACUUAUUUAGAGUCACCCUCAGUAAUUAGUCCAGUUUAAUUAUUGCUUUGA
Messenger RNA from Paramecium tetraurelia, 258 nucleotides. RefSeq lists its product as uncharacterized. The transcript has a single exon. The record is from RefSeq and is a predicted model, not a curated record. Lineage: Eukaryota; Ciliophora; Oligohymenophorea; Peniculida; Parameciidae.